AUGCCGAUUUUGCUGAAUAGCGUGUUUGGUUGGGUGGUAGCUGGAACGCAUUUUACCGAAAGCGAAGCUAACUUAACUGCUGCAACUCAUCAUGCUACCGUUAACAUUGAUGCGCUGUUUCGGUCAUUUAUGGAAGUCGAUGAUGUCAAACCUACACCAGAAAAGAUCAAUAUGGCAGAUCCAGCAGAGGCCCAUUUUGUUCGUACUCCCACGCGUCGUACUGACGGUACCUACGUAGUCAAAUAUCCCUUCAAGGAAAAGGCACCGGCAAUUUCAUCAACUCUUUCGCAAGCUGUCACCAGAUUACAAUAUAUGGAACGCCGUUUCAAACGUGACUCAUUUCUGAAGAGUCAAUACAUAAAUUUUAUGCGUGAGUAUUUGUCGCUUGGCCAUAUGGCCCGUAUUAUGCCGCAGGAAGUUGACUGCCAUCCAUCGGAGUGUUUUUAUCUGGCUCAUCACGCAGUUCUCAAACCAGACAGCUCAACCACGAAAUGCCGAGUCGUAUUUGAUGGAUCCUGCAAAGAUUCUGGUGGCUACUCACUUAACGAGCGUUUGCAUAUUGGCCCACACAUUCAGCGUGAUUUGUUUGGCGUGUGUAUUCGUUUUCGUCAGCAUCGUUACGUUUUCUCAGCUGACAUAGAGAAAAUGUUUCGCGGCAUUAUGGUAUCAGAUUCUGAUACUAAAUUCCAACGAAUCGUUUGGCGGGAGGAUGCGGGUUCACCAGUGGAGCAUUACCGACUACUCACGGUAACCUACGGCCUUGCUGCGUCGCCUUUUCUUGCUGUACGUGUUCUCAAGCAACUGGCAGAAGACCAUAAGGUAACCUACCCAUUUGCAGCGCGUGUAAUAUUGAAUGAUACGUAUGUCGAUGACAUAGCUACCGGAUGUAAUAACGUCGACGAGCUACUCCAGCUUAAAACUGAACUUAUCGAGCUACUAAAACGUGCAAAUUUUAAGUUACAAAAAUGGUGUUCGAAUUGCAAACCGUUGUUGGAAACCUUACCAAGAGAGCUGUGUGAGUAUAGCCCAAUCGACAUCGCUUCCGAGCCCAACAUUUUAUGUGUUAAAUUGCUUGGAAUACAGUGGAGCCCUGACACGGACGAGUUCCAGAUAGCAACUAAAUUGCCUGAGUCAUGCAGCGAGCCAACGAAGCGCAGUGUGUUAUCGACAACAGCCAAAAUCUUUGAUCCUCUUGGUCUGGUGUCACCGAGUGUCGUGCUCUUUAAAAUACUUUUACAAGAAACUUGGUGUCAAGGUGUCGACUGGGAUACUAAGCUGCCACCCACUUUGAGUGAUCACUGGAAGAAAAUACUAUCCGAGUUGCAUUAUCUCUCCAAUGUCAGGAUUCCACGUCAAAUAGCUCCAGCCGGCGUCUCAAUCGAAAUCCACGGCUUUGCAGAUGCCUCAUCGUCGGCAUACGCAGCUGCAGUUUAUA
Molecule: messenger RNA, 1435 nt
Organism: Rhagoletis pomonella (apple maggot)
Lineage: Eukaryota; Metazoa; Arthropoda; Insecta; Diptera; Tephritidae
Exons: 1
Source: RefSeq, a predicted model, not a curated record